Messenger RNA from Arabis nemorensis, 2499 nucleotides. NCBI's taxonomy places the organism in Eukaryota, Viridiplantae, Streptophyta, Magnoliopsida, Brassicales, Brassicaceae. The record is from the annotation of a GenBank genome assembly.
AUGAUGACGUUGAGGACGAUAAGGCGGUCGAUUACUCUUAAUCUGAAAGGUUUGAGAUUGGUUCAGUCUCAUCUCUUGGAGACAGGUACGCUUAGAACUGAUUUGCUCUGUAGCUUUUCUUGCUACUUGUCUUGCUGCGAACGAGACUUGUCUGGUAUUAGCAAUGGGAAAGUCUGUUUUAGAGAGAGAUUGAGAAAUGGGAUUGUUGAUAUUAAGAGAGAUGAUGCUAUUGCUCUGUUUCAAGAAAUGAUUCGGUCUCGUCCUCUACCUACGCUCAUUGAUUUCAGUAGAUUGUUUAGUGGUAUUACUAGAACAAGACAAUACGAUCUCGUGUUAAGGCUCUGCAAGAAAAUGGAACUGAAUGGGAUUGGACAUAAUAUCUACACUUUGAAUAUUAUGAUCAAUUGUUUUUGUAAGUGUUGUAAAACUUGUUUUGCUUAUUCUGUUUUGGGGAAAGUCAUGAAACUUGGGUAUGUGCCUGACACAACCACGUUUAACACUCUGAUCAAUGGACUAUGUCGCGAGGGUAAAGUGUCCGAAGCUGUGGUUUUAGUCGAUAAAAUGGUGGUAAACGGAUGCCAACCCGAUGUGGUUACUUAUGGUUCGAUUGUAAAUGGAAUAUGUAAAUCAGGAGAUACUUCUUUGGCCUUGGAUGUUCUCAGAAAGAUGAAAGAAAAAUAUAUUGAGGCCGAUGUAGUUACGUACAGUACAAUCAUUGAUAGUCUUUGUAGAGAUGGAUGCAUGGACGCUGCAAUCAACCUGUUCAACGAAAUGGAAACGAAAGGGAUCGAAUCUAGUGUUGUUACUUACAAUUCUCUUAUAGGAGGUUUUUGUAAAGCCGGUAAAUGGAAUGAUGGUGCACAGUUGUUGAGGGAUAUGGUCAGUAGGAAAAUCAUCCCUAACGUGGUUACUUUUAACGUAUUAGUUGAUGCUUUUGUCAAAGAAGGGAAGCUUCAGGAAGCUAAAGAGUUGUACGAGGAGAUGAUCACAAGAAAUAUAUCUCCUGAUAUGAUUACUUAUAAUUCCUUAAUUGAUGGGCUUUGCAUGCAGAACUGCCUUGACGAGGCCAAUCAGAUGUUGGAUCUUAUGGUUAGGAAUAAUUGCAAUCCCGAUAUUGUGACUUUGAAUAGCUUCUUAAAAGGGUAUUGUAAGGCCAAAAAGGUUGACGAUGCUUUGCAAUUCUUCCGCGAGAUUUCUAAGAGAGGAUUAGUGGCCAAUACAGUUACUUAUAGCAUUCUUGUCCAAGGGUUUUGUCAAUCCAGGAAACUUAAGAUGGCCGAAGAACUUUUCGAAGAAAUGGUUUCACGCGGUGUUCUUCCUGAUGCUAUGACAUAUGGUAUUUUCCUUGGUGGCUUGUGUGACAAUGGGAAGCUUGAAAAGGCAUUGGAGUUAUUUGAGGAUUUGCAAAAGAGUAAGAUGGGUCUAGAUAUUGUUAUGUAUACUAUCAUCAUUGAGGGGAUGUGCAAAGGUGGAAAGGUGGAUGAUGCAUGGACUUUAUUCUGUAGCCUAUCUUCGAAAGGAGUGAAGCCUAAUGUUAAGACAUACACCGUAAUGAUUUCCGGAUUAUGCAAGAAAAGAUCACUGCCUGAAGCAAACGUCUUGUUUAGAGAAAUGGAGGAGGAUGGGCACGCGCCAAAUGAUUGUACAUACAACACACUAAUCCGGGCAUAUCUUCAAGAUGGUGACUUAACCGCAUCAGCUAAACUUAUUGAGGAAAUGAAGAGUUGUGGAUUCUCAGCAGAUGCUUCCACUAUUAAGAUUGUUAUUGAUAUGUUCAAAAAGCCGGCAAGAUUUCCUGGAAUUGAGUGUUUGCGAGCCGUUCACCGCUAUUACUGCUUCUCGAAACUCCUUCACAAAUCCGACAAAUUAAGGAGAUGCUCUUCACUCCUUCGACGCCCAAUCUGUGAUAGCUUUCAAUCUGUUAUUAGCUUUCAUGAACCACUCAAAGACAAACUCGAAGAGAAAUCCAUCUUCGUGUGCCCUAAGGAGAAGACGAUGGCGAUGAUGAUUCAGAGAUUGAGGAGUGGUAAAGCUUUGAAAUUUGUUCAUACCCAUUUCCAUGAUACAGGUAUUCUGAGAAAUGUUUUAUUACAUUGCCCAGACGAGCUCUUGUAUGUCUGCGAACGAGACUUCUCUUCUGGUCUCAUCGAUAGAAAUCUCUCUUACAAAGAUAGAUUGAGAAGUGGGAUUACAGAAAUUAAGAAAGAUGAGGCUAUUGAUCUGUUUCAAGAAAUGAUUGGGUCUCGUCCUCCACCUACGCUCUUUGAUUUCUGUAGAUUGUUUAGCGUAUUAGCCAAAACAAAACAGCAUGAUCUCGUGUUAGUUCUCUCCAAGCAGAUGGAAUUGAAUGGGAUUGCACAUAAUUUCUACACUCUGAAUAUUAUGAUCAAUUGCUUCUGCCGGCGCCGGAGACUCGGUUUCGCAUUUUCUGUUAUGGGAAAGAUUGUGAAACUUCGGUACAUACAACACACUCAUCAGGGGACAUCUCCGAGGUUGUGA